AUGCUUCAGAAUCUCGAUUGCUCAUCAUUUUCAUUCAGCAAUAACCAGAUUUUCGCAACUUGCAUGCCUCUACCUGUACUAAACUCUGUUCUUCACUGGACUUACUAUCCAAAGAACCAUACAGUUGAUAUUGCAUACAGACAUGGGGGUGUAACAGAUUCAGAUUGGGUAGCUUGGGGUUUAAAUAUCGAUGGAAAAAUGAUGGUUGGUACACAAUGUUUAGUUGCAUAUAGAGAUUCCAGUGGAGAAAUUCAUGCUUACACUUCCCCUGUUUCUAGUUAUGCUACUCUGUUAACAGAGGGAGCUUUGAGUUUCAAUGUUCCGAGAAUUGAAGCUGAAUAUUCCAACAAUGAGUUCAUUAUUUUUGCGACUUUACAACUUCCUGCUGGAAGGACUAGUUUUAAUCAAGUUUGGCAAAAUGGUGCUGUUGUUGCUGGUAACAUUUUAGCAGCUCAUGCUCAGUCUGGUGAUAAUCUCAAGUCUUUUGGAAGUGUUGAUUUUGCAAAUGGAUUAUAA
This is a messenger RNA of Solanum lycopersicum (tomato), 516 nucleotides long. RefSeq names its product cytochrome b561 and DOMON domain-containing protein At5g48750. The record is from RefSeq and is a predicted model, not a curated record. Lineage: Eukaryota; Viridiplantae; Streptophyta; Magnoliopsida; Solanales; Solanaceae.